AUGCUGGCAACGGGCACGCUGGGGAGUGCUUGGUCAAUUCCGACCAAGCAGGGCGCUCUUCGAGCCCACUUCCUAUCUGACGAGUACCUGGAUGGUCUCGACAUGAACCCUACAGAGACUCAGUACAAGCUGGAGGCUCAGGCGCAAGUGCCCCUGUACAAGCAUUCGGCAACAGGCGUUAUAAUAUGGCGCCGGGCCAUUGAAUUGGCAUCGUCAAGGUACCGUUCCGAUGAGGGCACGCUCUUGUUUCACUACACCACAAAGGGUAACUUCAUGGCGAUUUGUUGUGCAGCGUAUCUUACUCCAGAACUGUGGUCGGCCUUGAAGGAUAUUGAUGGAUGCGUCCAUGGCUUGUCCGAGGAGCCGGAUCAGCUCGAUACAAAGGAGAUCGAGGCCAAAGCGUCCGACGGCAAUGGAGCGUCGAUGUCCGUUCGGCCAGUAGCGAGUGGCAUCCCGUCUAAUGUAUCGAAGUAUUGCUUGGUGAUCAAGGUGCCAAAGGACAUGGUUCAAAAGUCACCGGGACAAUCGAAGCACCAGAUGUGGAAGAUCGUGUGCCCAGAGGAAGCAGCGUGCCUAAAGUUGGCAGCUUCGAAAAGCGAGCAGCGCCUACUGAGAAUAUUGGAGGCGCGCAAAGCUGCUCUGGGUGCUGAACAUCCUGAGACUCUAAUUGCGUCAAACGACUUGGCGGCUUUGAUUGUUGCACAGGGCCGAUUUGCUGACGCAGAGCCUUUGUACAGACAGACCUUGCAGUGUUUGCAUGCACGGCUAGGUCCCGAGGACCCUGACACACUGCGAACGGCUUGCAACCUGGCUGCUUUGCUGGCUGCCCUUGGGCAAACCUGUGAGGCAGAGAAGCUGUACCGUACAAGCGCGAAGGGUUUGGAAGCACAACUGGGACCUAAGAACUUGGACACGCUGUAUUGCCAAAGCAAACUUGCUCAAGUUUUAAAGACAAGAGGUUAUGCACAGGAAGCUGAGCAACUUCUGCGAAAAGUCGUGCGAGGCAUGAAAGAAAAACUCGGAGCACAGCACCCAGACACGCUCUGUAACUGUGCUGCGCUGGCCUCUGUAAUGGAAGUCCUUGGUCGUGCGCAGGAGGCUGAGCCGGUACAAAACAAAGCCCUGGAAGGUUUCAAGGCACGCUUGGGAGAAAGCCAUCCGGACACGAUCGAGAGUGCCAUGGGUCUUGCAUCCAUCUACAGUGCUCGUGGGAAGCAUGAAAUGGCCGAGCCCUUGCUUCAGCAAGUGCUGGAGUGGCGAGAGAGGAAGCUGGGCCAUUUGCACCCAGAUACGCUUACAACGCUAGAGCGCUCCGCUGAAACUGCAAUGGUGCUGGGCCGCCUGAAACAGGCGGAACAGUACCAUUUGAAGAUCAUCCAGCUACGUCAAUCGUCACUCGGGUACGAUCACCUAGAAACGCUUCAAGCAAUGUCCAAUCUCGCCUACAUGUACAAAAUGCUUGGGCAGUUGGACAAGGCCGAGCCUUUGUACAGACGCGUGCUUGCAAGCCACGAGAACCAUCUUGGACCCUCGCACAAUGUAACCGCUGCCAGUAUGGCAAACCUGGCUGGGCUUUUGAAGGAGAAGGGGAGGCUUGAGGAGUCUGAAGUGCUGUAUCGCCGAGCGCUGGAAAGUCGUGAAGCAAAACAUGGCCGACUGCAUCAUGACACGUUGCAGACUGUCAAUGACUUGGCUAGCUUGCUCCGUCUCAAGGGCGCCUAUGAUGAGGCGCAGUUGCUUUAUGAGCGAGCAUUGGCUGGGCGAAAGGCUUUGCACGGAGAGGACCAUGUGGAGAUCUACAGAGUCAAGAACAACUACGCUUUGCUCCUCAAGGACCGGGGCGACAAAGCCCGAUUUGACUACCAGAAGGCUGAGCAGCUUUAUCGAGAGGCCAGGGCAGGUGCCACUUCAAAGCUUGGCCUAGAUCACCCAGACACUCUCACGUUUGAACACAACCUUGCAGCCCUGCUUGGUCCAUCUUCGGAGGAGGCUGAGGAACUCUACAGACAUGUGGUCGCUGGACGAGAGAGGAGGCUUGGCAAAGAGCACCCAGACACGCUGCGCAGCAUCAGCAACUUGGCCUGCCUUCUGGAGUUCAAGGGGGACACGCAGACCGCCCACACAAUGCAGAACAGUGCUUACAAGGGACUGCAGAAGAGGCUUGGUGAGGAUCACGCUGAGACGCUGACCUGCAUGAACAACUUGGCGAGUCUCCUGAUAACCUUGCAGCAAUUUGGUGAAGCCGAACGUUUAUGUCGGCGGACCCUCAAGAAGCGGGAGGAAAUCUUUGGCACUGAUCACCGCGACACUUUAACAUCAGUCAACAACUUGGCAUACCUGUUGAAGGCCAAGAAGAUGUUUGCAGACGCUGAAUACUACUAUCGCCGGGCACUGGAUGGCUUCACGAGAGUAUUAGGUCCUGAUCAUCAAGACACGCUGCACACGGUCUAUAGCUUGGCCACUUUGCUGGAGGCCAUGGGCCGCUUCAGUGAGGCAGAGCCCAUGACCCGGCAGGCGCUGGAAGGAUUCAGGAGUAAAUUGGGAGCGGAUCAUCCGGAUACGCUGCGGAGUGUUCUGCAUUUUGCAGCGAUGUUGCAGGCGAAGAAGCGGUUCCAGGAAGCGGAAGAUCUUUGCCAAGAGGUGCAUGACCGAUUCCAACAGGAAUUUGGCUUGGACCACCCAGACACCAUGACAGCGGAGGAAUACUUGGCCAACACGCUGGAGGAAGAGGGGCGCAUGGAUGAGGCCAUGAAGCUUCGGCGCAACGUGAUGGAGUCAAGGGAGCGAGUCUUCGGCCCCUUGCACUGGGAUACGCUGUGGAGCCUGGACCGCUUGUCACACCUUUUGCUGGCCACAGGGCACAUAGCAGAGGCUGAGGUCAAACAACGGCAAGCAGUAGAGCGAAGAAGGCAAAAGCUCGGCACAGAUCAUGUGGAGACGCUGCGGAGCUCCAGAAUCCUGGCCGAGUACCUGAAGCUGCAGGAUAGCAAUCAAAAGCUCGAGGAAGCUCAUCAAUUGCUGCAAAAAACAAAGAAAGAUGAUCAGCAGCUGCUUGGGGUAGACCACAGCGAGACCAUCAAGUGCAUGCAGACGCUCGCAGACGUGUUGGCCUCCAUGGGUGAGCUGACAAAGGCUGAAGAAGAGUACCGAGAAGUCCUGGAGUGCGGGAGCUCAAAACGACCGGCGCGGUGA
Molecule: messenger RNA, 3192 nt
Organism: Durusdinium trenchii
Lineage: Eukaryota; Dinophyceae; Suessiales; Symbiodiniaceae
Source: the annotation of a GenBank genome assembly